CGGAAGCAAAUGCUUGCUAAUAGUAAAGUCAUAUGCUCAGGCGCAACAGCAAGCUUGAGAGGUUUAUCCCUCUUCAUAACGUGUCAAAUUCUUCCCAGCGCUGUUCAUCGUCGUCACCAUGAUGUUCAGCGGUGAUACUUUCAAGAAUAUUCGCGUUUACUGGCUCGCAUUCGUGGCUUACUGGGGCAUCAUUCUGUUCGGAUAUGACACCGGUAUAGCUGGAGGUGUCGUCUCCCAGCCUUACUUCGAGACCAAUUUCGGUCUAGUCAACGCCGACGGCACCAUCAACAAAAGCAAGGAUACUGAGGUCUCUUCCAAUGUUGUUUCUGUGUUGCAGGCAGGAGCAUUCUUUGGCGCUCUGGGUAGUGCACCUAUCUCGGCUUGGUUGGGGCGGAAAUUGACAUUGAUUGGUUUCACCAUCAUUUUCGCUAUUGGCGCGAUACUUACCACGGUUGCCGGUGGUAGCCGGGGUAUUGCAUACAUUUACGGCGGUCGAGUUAUCUCCGGCUUCGGCAUCGGUGGUAUCUCUGCUGUCGCGCCCGCUUAUGUCUCUGAAUGUUCGCCAAAGAAUGUCCGUGGUCGCAUCACUGGGUGUUUCCAGAUUAUGGUGGCCAUCGGUGUCAUGAUUUCAUAUUUCAUAAAUCUUGGUGUCAGCCUUCACAUGGCGGACAGCCCCAAAGUCUGGAGAAUUCCUUUUGGAUUUCAGCUUGUUCCUGCGGGUAUAAUGUGCCUGGGUCUUUUCACAGUCAAGGAGUCUCCUCGUUGGCUUGCAUCCAAAGGUUAUGCUGCGGAAGGCAUUGCCAAUCUUGCAUACUUGCGGAGGGAGACUUCUGAUUCGGAAGAAGUACGCCGUGAAUUUGCUGAAAUUGAAGCUGCUAUUCGUGAAGAACGGGAGGCUCGUAAAGGCCUUGGAUUGAAAGAAGCCUUCUUCGGGAAGGGAAACUUUGUCCGAUUCGUCAUUGCCUUCGUGAUCUUCUUAUUGCAGCAAUGGAGCGGACAAAACUCUGUUGGCUAUUAUGCACCUCAGAUCUUCAGCUCCAUCGGGUACUCAGGGACGACCAAUUCUCUUUUGGCUUCUGGAAUCUACGGUAUCGUGAAAGUCGUUGCAACAAUAAUAUUCGUGUUCUUCCUCGUCGAGAGUCUCGGUCGUAAAGCCUCAUUGUUCAUAUCCGCCAUGGGAAUGGGAAUCACGUUCUUCAUUAUCGGCGCUAUUUUGAAAACACAUCCCGUCGUCACGCCUCCGGCUGGCCAGUCUGCGCCACCUCCGGCACCGUCUUCAAAAGGCAUGGCUGCCAUGCUUUACAUCUACGUCUGCUUCUACUCUAUGGGAUGGGGUCCUCUUCCGUGGGUUUAUGUCUCUGAUAUCUUCCCCACACGGACUCGGCAUUACGGAUUGGCCGUAGGUUCUAGUUCGCAAUGGCUAUGGAACUUCGUUGUGGCGAAAGUCACCCCAACACUCGAGGUUGAUUUGGGAUACAAACUCUUCAUGAUGUUUGCUACGAUCAAUCUUGGCGGAAUGGCGGUCUUCUCCCUGCUCCUUCCCGAGACCAAGGGUCGUAGUCUAGAGGAGAUGGAUAUCAUUUUCGGCUCAGUCAGCGCAGAGUCCCGCGAAGCGUUCAUUGAACGUGCGCUCGACCACGGGGAAACAAAAUCCCAACAAUCUAUCGACCAGAAAGUAUAAUCUGCUUCACCGUGCGCGCUUGCCUAUCAACAUUGCUAUUACCUGGGAUGACCACAACUAUACUGGGAUAAGUUCAAGAUCAGUAGUAUUUAUACCGCUACUAAACUGCUUGCUGC
Molecule: messenger RNA, 1797 nt
Organism: Suillus clintonianus
Lineage: Eukaryota; Fungi; Basidiomycota; Agaricomycetes; Boletales; Suillaceae
Product: general substrate transporter
Exons: 10
Coding region: 119-1681 (520 amino acids)
Biological process (GO): transmembrane transport; carbohydrate transport
Cellular component (GO): membrane
Molecular function (GO): carbohydrate:proton symporter activity
Source: RefSeq, a predicted model, not a curated record